AUGGAAAAUAAUACGGUUUAGAGAAAAUCUAGUUAUUUAGAGGACCCUGAAAAUAAUAUUGAUUUGAGUUCUGAUGAUAAGUUUUAGUUUUUCCUAAUAAGACAUGGACAAACAAAUUUCAAUGUAGAAUACGACAAAUAUAAGGACAACCCUGAACGCCCAGAAUUUCUAUAACUUAGAACAAGAGUAGAAUUCAUUGAUCCUCCUCUCAAUCUCACUGGCUUAAACUAAGCGCUUAAAUAAAGGAAGAUUAUAAACUAGUUAAAUUUUCUGAUAGUUUUUGUAUCUCCUAUGAUUAGAGCAUGCUAAACUGCUAUCGAGAUGUUUGCAGAGCAUCCUAACAAAAAUAAGAUUCAUUUUGUCCUUGCUCCAAUCAUCAAAGAAGGCCUUAAUUGUAGCAAUGACUUGAGUCACUCUAUAGAAUAUCUUUAUAGCUUAUUUGGUGCACAUAAUAAAGAGAAGAACUAUGGCAUUGAGUUUGAUUUUUCUUUCACUUAUGGAGGAUUAUUCGGUGAGCCUAGACUAUGGAAUGCUAUGAUGUUGACCGAUCUUGAUGCUGUUAAGUUGUUAUACAAGUCCGUGAGUCAUAAAAGCGUCUCUCAUGCCGAGAUAAAUGAUUAGAUUUUGAAAUAUAUGGCAGAUUCUAAGUAUCGUAGAUUGGAAGCUCACAGCAUGAUAUUUGACAGAGUUUAGAUUUUUAAGGAAUUUGUUAAAAGGUAUGUCGAACUACAUAGAAAACUAGAUAUCCAUGAAAAAUAUGCUAUAGUAAGUCAUGCCUCAUUUUUAAGAGCCCUUAGCUCUUCUGGAGUAGAUUAAGAGACUGGAUGGCUUUUGGACUACUAAGAUUUUAAAAAUUGUGAAGUUAAGCCUUGGUUAAAUUUCCAGAUAUCAUAAGAUUAAAGCAUUAACUUGGUCUGA
This is a messenger RNA of Stylonychia lemnae, 918 nucleotides long. Lineage: Eukaryota; Ciliophora; Spirotrichea; Sporadotrichida; Oxytrichidae. The record is from the annotation of a GenBank genome assembly.